Molecule: messenger RNA, 4998 nt
Organism: Lithohypha guttulata
Lineage: Eukaryota; Fungi; Ascomycota; Eurotiomycetes; Chaetothyriales; Trichomeriaceae
Gene: dna2
Product: DNA replication endonuclease-helicase Dna2
Exons: 2
Coding region: 1-4998 (1665 amino acids)
Biological process (GO): replication fork reversal
Cellular component (GO): cytoplasm
Molecular function (GO): 5'-flap endonuclease activity; single-stranded DNA helicase activity
Source: RefSeq, a predicted model, not a curated record
AUGCCUUCUGUUGCUCAAGAGGCCUCAAUACAAGUCCAACCAGAACCUAUUGCAACGGAUGGACCACCACUAAAACCGGUGUCAGCUAAUAGUAGAGGAGACAACGACGUUGAGAGGAAUGACAGUGGGAAGGAACAGAAUACAUCGCAAAUUCAGUUGCCGCCAAAGACACCAGGAAGAAUAUCAUUGUCGGAUCUAGUAGCCAAUCCUGAAGAUCUACUUGAUCAACUCCCAAGUGCAACACCCUACGACCAGGUCACCUGGAACCACAUCCCUGGUCUACUGGAAACGCCAUCUAGCUCCGUGAGCUCGAUAAGGAGGACUCAAAGGAGCAGGAAACGAGCACAAAGUUCUUCUCCUGUUUCUUCUCAAGGUAGGAAAGCGAAAAACUCACGCACGGAUGAUAGCCUGAACUUGAAGAGUAUCAGUCAAUCCUUGCAAAAAUCCCCAGUGCGACGAUCGCCAAACCACGAUGAUCCUGCUGCGGUCCUCUGGAAUCACUAUGCUGAAAAGAGAGGGCACGAACCCGCAUUGCCGCCGAUCCAUCCCAUCGAGUUCUCGCCAGGUUCCAGUGAAAGCAGAAAGGACAAUGGUUUUCGUAGAACUGCCAGCUGUGGAAACGAAUGGCCAACCUCAAAAGCAAAGAGAAGGAAGGUGAUACACUAUGAUCCACACAGCACAACAAAACAAAUAUUUGCAUCUAGAAGGAAGGAUAUUCUCAAGCAAGAGCUGCCACAGCAGUCCAAGGUCAGCAUUUUGUUGGAAAGUGUUCAACAAAGUUUUGUCGCCCGAGCCAGAGAACACGACGAGCCCUCGAGUUCUUCUCCCUUGCCUGCAAAAGCUGGGACUGAGGAAAUACACGACCAUGCUGCUGACAAGUCAAGGCAGCCAACACCAUCACCUCAGAAGAGGUUGCAGCCGCCUGCCAGCAUGCCACAUGGUAGUUCACCACUUAAGGCACGUACAGAUGUAUCUUCCGAUUACGGUGACUUGGACUUCGACGACGAAGAGCUUGGCGACAUCGAGCAAGCACUCACGCAAGGUAAUGUCCAAAGUCCGGACGCCAAUCCACCCCAUGUACCCUUCACCAAAAACUCGCGCUGUGGUCAAUCUGUUGUGCCUGCUCCAGCUCGUGUACAACAGUCUAGACCUACAUCACAGCAAUCAAAGCGUGAAAAGACACCUGAACCUGUGCCCAGCCCGGCCAAAGACGAUUUCGAUCUCCUUGGCGACUUUGACGACGAUGACUUUAACGAUGAGCUGCAGCAACUAGUCGAAACAAUCGACUCGCAGCAGGCUGUUCGAAAUAAUGACCCCGUUUCUGGAAAACCAGCUGUUGCUACUACCUUGGAUGGGACUUUUGACGACGACUAUGACGAAGAUUUAAUGAAUGACUUGGUGGUGGGAGCUGUGCAUCGUACAGCUACUGGAACUGACGCCCAGAACGAGAAUAGGCCAGAUAACAGAACGAUUAAGCGGUAUCUGAUCCUCGAAGUGUACGAAAGUACCUACGAAAUCGGUCCAGGUCGCAAGCGGCCAGAAAAAGUGCUUUCUAUCAAAGACGAGAAGACUAAACAGCUCUAUACCGUCGUGCUUCGCCAAUCGUGGUACGAGAACCGCUGUGUGAGAGGCUCUUUCAUACAUCUCAUCGGCAAUUUUGAUAGACAAGGGCAAUGCAUUGUUGACGACAAUCAAAACAUGGUCAUCAUACAUCCUGACCAUUUGAUUUCAGCCACUGUCAUUGGGGAUGCCAUCUCGUGUCUAAGAAGGGCUGUUCUCAGAGACAGAGUAAAGGCAACCGCCCCACCAGAAAAGUCGCAGGUUUAUGGUCACAUUCUUCACGAAAUAUUCGGCGAAGCCAUGCGGCUGAACGAUUGGGAAUGGCAGACGUUCCAGCAAACCAUUGAUCGUCUGCUUCCAACCUACCUCGAAUCUUUGUACGAGAUUGGUGUGCAGAUCCCCGACGCCACGGAACAUUUGAUGAGCAAAGUACCUCUGCUCAAAGCUUGGGCGGAGCUGUUCGUGUCUGCCACUUUCAAUCCUGACGCAGUCAUUCGGAACCGACAAGGCACUUUAGUCCCCAUGGCCAUCAACAAGUUGCUCGAAGUCGAGGAGCACGUCUGGUCUCCGAUGUAUGGCUUGAAGGGCAAUAUUGAUGCUACAGUGCAGGCACAAUUACACAUACCUACGGACAGUCAACCAAAGACUCUCGUCGUUCCUCUCGAGCUGAAGACAGGCAUGAAAGAUAACAAUGAAGCUCAUCGCGCUCAAACAGCCCUCUAUACCUUACUCCUUUCGGACCGAUACGAUGUAGACGUUACCAGUGGCAUACUCUACUACAUGGAGACCUCGAAAACGUAUCGCGUUGAAGGCGUGCGCAAUGAGAUCCGCCAGAUGCUUAUUUGGCGGAAUUUGCUUGCUAGCUAUUCUCACGACAAAUCCGAACUACCGCCAAUGCUCAGGAAGGAGCAUCUUUGCAAGAGUUGCUAUGCUCAAACCGCAUGCUUUACGUAUCACAAGCUCAUCGAAGGUGGUACUGCCGAAACAAGUGGUCUGAGAGACGUCUUUGACAACAAUGUCAGCCAUCUUCGACCACAACAUCAGGUCUUCUUCAAGCAGUGGGACGAGUUACUUACUAAGGAGGAACGUGAUUGCAUGAGGUUUCGCAGAGAACUCUGGACCAUGCUGAGUAGGGAAAGAGAACAGGUCGGCCGAUGCUUCUCAAGUGUAGUAAUUGAGCCUGGAUCAGCGAUGGAGAAUCUCGACGGUCCAAAGAUCAAUCGCCACACUUAUUCCUUCGUCAAGCAAAAGAUGCAGCCCACAUUCUUGUUCACUGAGUCACAGAUUAGUGUCGGUGAACCGAUUGUCAUCUCUGACGAGAAAGGACAUUUUGCUCUAGCUAACGGAUACGUGACCAGCGUCAGGCCAAGAAGGAUUACAGUAGCUGUCGAUCGAAGGUUACAAAAUGCAAGGAAGAAGACGAGGGACUUUGACGCUCAACACAACCAGUCAUUCGUUGGUAUCAUGGAGGUCCGAAUGGCAGGCGUUCCUGCCUCGUCCAUUCUGGAAGACGAGGAUCCUAUUCUUUACCGAAUAGACAAAGACGAGUUCUCCAAUGGUAUGGCCACUGUGCGAAACAAUUUGAUCAAAAUCAUGGAAAAAGACCUGUUUCGGGCGAAAGACCUACGUGAGCUCAUAGUCGACCUAAAGGCUCCUGCUUUCAAGCAUCUCUCCACAGCAUACUCGCUUUCUGGACCAGCUUCACAACAAAGCAUCAACGUCGACCAAAGAGCGGCUAUUGAGAAGGUAAUGAGUGCUAAGGACUACGCUCUUGUGCUGGGAAUGCCAGGUACCGGCAAGACGACAACGAUUGCACACAUCAUUCGGGCAUUGGUGUCUCAAGGGAAAUCAAUUCUACUGACCUCUUAUACUCAUACGGCGGUAGACAACAUCCUCCUCAAAAUCAAAGACGACAACAUUCCAAUCCUGCGACUAGGUUCUAACGGCAAAGUUCAUCCAGAUGUGCAGACAUUUGCUGAUCUGAGUAGUAUUCCCAAGAAGUCUAUGGAAGAGUUGGAACGAUCUUGGGCUGAUAGCAAAGUGGUAGCCACAACCUGCCUAAGCAUCAACUAUGGCAUCUUCAAUCACCGAAUCUUCGAUUAUUGCAUCGUGGACGAGGCGUCUCAGAUUACACUGCCAGUGUGCCUAGGACCAAUUCGAAUGGCCCACACUUUCAUACUUGUAGGAGAUCACUACCAGCUUCCACCACUCGUGCAGAACAAAGAAGCUCUAGAAGGAGGUCUGGACAUCAGCCUCUUCAAGCUGCUUUCAGAUGCUCAGCCUUCUUCGGUGGUCAAUCUUGAGCAUCAGUACCGUAUGGCUGAAGAUAUCAUGCUUCUUUCGAACGAGCUCAUCUACAACGGCAGACUCAAGUGUGGCACAUCGGCAGUCGCGACGCGGACGCUCGGUAUACCUAAUUUGCAAGCAGCGCUUGACGCACACCACCAUCCCUUUUCGAGCAGCAGGUCGGGCUCCAAUAUCUCUUCGCAGUCACUGUGUUCAGCUAAUCAUGCUAACUGCUACCUCCGACUCGCGCUCCUGCCAAGCAAUCGAGUAAUGUUCCUGAAUACAGAUACAAUUGUUACACCUGAACCAGCUGUCGAACGGCUCGUUGGCUCAAAUCAACGGAUCACAAACCCUACUGAGUCUCUCAUCAUCGCCCACUUACUCACCACUCUUAUCCGAUCUGGCGUACCAGCAAAGUCAAUUGGAGUUAUUACCUUUUACCGCUCGCAGCUAGCACUACUCCGGCACGAUGUCAAAGCCAUUGCGGGCACUACUGCAGCAAGUGAAGUGGAGAUGCACACAGCGGACAAGUACCAAGGACGCGACAAAGAGUUAAUCCUCCUAUCAUGCGUACGAUCGAAUUCUGCACGUAGUGUUGGGGAUCUGCUCAAAGAUUGGCGUCGUGUGAAUGUGGCGCUCACCCGAGCGAAGAGCAAGUUGCUCAUUGUUGGAAGCAAGUCAACGCUAGAAAACAGUGGUGUCCCCGUACUUGAAGGCUUGAUCAGGAUCGUUGACAAACGCAAAUGGGUUCUAAACCUUCCAGAAGACGCCACAGGGGGCGGCCACAGAUUCGAAACAGUAGUUCCUAGUCAGACGCAGCCACCAUCUGCUGCACCGUCAGCAAAGAACCAGACAAGCACCACUCGAGAAGCAGGCACGGGUGUGCGGCAACCGCUACGACUGACAGACGCCAACAGUAGUAUCCGAGUUAAAGACUUUGCAUACACGACUUCAGCGAAAAUUGCAGCACCAUUCAAGCCGCCCCAGCCGAAGAAGGUGCAACCAAACAGAAUUAUUCAGGGAAAGAUAGAUGUGGAAAACUUGUUGGAUAAGAGACCAAUCAUGCGAGAUGUGGUGAAUGCGAUGGCACCUCCUGCCGUGCAUUUUAGUGCGGACGAUUUUGACGAUGAUGAGGACAUGAUACUUGAUUAG